Penaeus monodon (black tiger shrimp) is the source of this 481-nucleotide messenger RNA. RefSeq names its product high mobility group nucleosome-binding domain-containing protein 5-like. Lineage: Eukaryota; Metazoa; Arthropoda; Malacostraca; Decapoda; Penaeidae. The record is from RefSeq and is a predicted model, not a curated record.
UUUGGAUGAAGACCAGGGAUAUCUCAAAAAGGCAGGGGAGGAUAAAGGCAAGAUAGAUCUGAAGGCGGAGGAUUUGGAAGGAAGCAAGGAAGGUCUCAAAAAGGAGGAGGGUGAAGCUGAUAAGGAAGAUUGUGAUGAAGUCAAAGAAGAGUCCAAAAAGGAGGAUGUGGAUGAAGGCGGUGAAGCAGCAGAGGAAAGUCCGACACUGGCCUUGGCUAUGCUUGAGAAAAAGUCAGAGCAAAUCCUGGAGACUUCUAAAGAGAAGGCAAAGUGGAUUAUCAAAGAUGUGCCACUUCUUCUUAAAAAGUGUAUCGAGCUGGACUACCAAAUUGCCGAAAGAGCAAGAAAUAAGUCUGAUUAUAGAGACAGCGAUCCAGUGCCCCUUGAGAGAAGAGACAGGGACCAGCACAAAAGGAGGCAGAGCAGCGACACCUGUGAUAGCAGCGAUAAAAGGAGAGAUCAUACCACUCAAGGCCAUGAU